Messenger RNA from Carassius carassius (crucian carp), 2682 nucleotides. RefSeq names its product G-protein coupled receptor family C group 6 member A. Lineage: Eukaryota; Metazoa; Chordata; Actinopteri; Cypriniformes; Cyprinidae. The record is from RefSeq and is a predicted model, not a curated record. Gene Ontology annotation, cellular component: membrane. Gene Ontology annotation, molecular function: G protein-coupled receptor activity. Gene Ontology annotation, biological process: G protein-coupled receptor signaling pathway. The transcript has 6 exons. The coding region runs from base 1 to 2682 and encodes 893 amino acids.
AUGAGGUGUGUUCGUCAGCUCUGUGUGCUGGGGGUGAUGAUGCUGUGCUCGGGGCUGUGGGUCCACUGCGAAACCCCUCUGAGCGGAGCUUAUCUGGACGGAGACGUUAACUGUGCAAUUCUGAGUUCAAUUCACACUAGAGUAAUCGACCUUCAUAAACGAACUAAACCACAGCCGUUCGUUUGUACUGGAUUUGAUCUGACCACAUUUCUACAAUCACUGAGUGCCAUCCACACAAUUGAAGAAAUCAAUAACUCUACAUUGCUUCCGGGGAUCAAGCUGGGAUAUGAAGUCUGUGAUCCUUGUGCGUCUCCCACCAAAGCCCUGCACUGUGUGGAACAUCUACUGGCCAUUAACGGAUCUCUGCCGGCCCUUGUGGACUACACAGACUUCCGUCCACCAGUGAAAGCUCUUCUGGGAGAGAGAUACUCAGAGUUAUCCAUCGCCAUCGCCAAGCUCCUCAGCCUCUACCUGCAUCCUCAGAUCAGCUGCUCGUCCUCUUCUCCUGUCCUGAGUGACAAACUGCGGUAUCCGUCCUUCAUGCGUGUGAUUCCCAGCGACGUCUACCAAGCUAAGGCUGUGGUCAAUCUCAUGUCUCAUUUCUCCUGGAACUGGGUUGGUGUGGUGUAUGGAGAUGAUGACUACGGUCAAGCGGCCUACCAAAGCUUCAUGCAAGAGUCCCAGGGAAAAAUAUGUGCUGACUUUGAGAAGGUGGUUCCACACUACUUGGACCACAUCGAUAUCGAUAAGCACAUCAAAGAUGUUGCUCAAAGUAUACGAAAAUCUGAAGCCAAGGUUGUGCUGCUCAUUCUGAAGCCACAGCUGGUGGAGAAACUCUUCACGGAGAUGAUCCAAACCAACACAAGCAGAAUCUGGAUCGCGAGCGACGCCUGGUCCAUGAACCGCUACUUAACAAAGAUGAAAGACAUCAACAAAGUGGGCAAAAUCUUUGGCUUUUCCUUUUCCAUGGGAAUUAUACCAGGGUUCGAAGACUACUUGAAAAACCUCAGGCCAACGCCAGGAGCAAGAAAUGACUUCAUAGAGGAGUACAAGCAGCUGAGACUGAACUGCUCCCUGUCGGCCUCCACCUGUGCCGUAGAUGACCUGCUGCAGGCGGUGGACCUGAGAGAGGCCUACAGAGAGAGAGUGGCCAUGUAUGCUUUCGCUCAUGGGCUCAGGGCGCUGCUGACGUGCAACGAGUCCGUCUGCUCUGGGGAUACCAACUUCCCUCCUUGGCAGCUAGUGGAAAGUAUGCGCAAUGUGAAUUUCACCCUUGAUGGCAACAGAUAUUCUUUUGAUGAAAACGGUGACUUUGCGGAUGGUUACGACCUCAUCAUGUGGAGGGAAAAUAAUGAUGAACGCUUUAUUGAAAUUGUGGGAAAAUUCCUCUCGAAAAGUGGAGACAUCGAGAUCCUCAGCCAAUUCCAGUGGAUAAAUCACACACUGCCCUGGUCCAAGUGCUCAGAGUCUUGUCCUCCUGGCUCUGUGAAGAACCAGUCCAAGAUCCCCUGCUGCUACAACUGUGUUCCUUGUGGUGAAGGAAAUUACACGGAUGACUGGGAUCUACCUGAAUGUCUGAAAUGUCCCCGUGGAUUGUGGUCUAAUUCGGGAGACCGUGAAUGCAGGAUAUUCGAGGAGAAGUAUCUGGAUUGGAAGGACAGUUAUCCCAUAGCUCUGUUAGCAGCUACAGCGAUAGGCUUAGUUCUAGUGUUGACAUCACUCAUCAUUUUCUUUGUGCACAGAAACACAGUAGUGAUCAAAAAGGCUGACAAUGCAAUGUCUUGUUUCAUGUUACUGGGCUUGGCGGUCAGCUUCAUCAGUGUAAUCAUGUUCAUCAGCAGGCCAAACCCACAUCUGUGUCGGGCACAGCAGGCCGUGUACGGUCUUGGUUUCACUCUGUGUGUUUCAUGCAUCCUGGUUAAAGCCUACCGCACGUUUCUGGCUUUCAUGGCUUUUGAUCCACACAGGCAGCAUAACUUAAGAAAACUCUACAAGCCUCUUAUCAAUUUGGUCGUGCUAACUGGUGGCCAAGGUAUCAUCCUAUUGUUCUGGCUGAUUUUCAAGUCUCCUUUCCCAGAUUUAAAGUGGCCGGGAACUGGCAUGGUAAAAUACGUUGUCUGUGACGAGGGCUCCAUUGUAGGUUUUGGGGUGAUGCAUGGUUACAUAGCUCUAUUGGCCUUCAUUUGUUUCUUUCUUGCUUUCAAGGGUAGAAAAGUCCCCCAUGAUUUCAACGAGACUGGUGUCAUCAUCUUUAGUAUGUUGAUUCAUCUGUUUGUCUGGCUUUGCUUUAUUCCCAUUUAUAUUGAAAGAAACCAGACAGAGCAGCGGCACAUUGUUCAAGCUUCAGCCAUCCUGGCCUCCAACUAUGGCAUAAUGUUUUGUCAUUUUGUCCCAAAGUGCUACAUAGUCCUGUGGGAGCUGUCCGAGAACUCAAGGGCCUCGGUCAUAGGCAGGUUGGCUAGAUGUGUUAAUGAUGACAUGGCCAAUGCAAACAUCACUGUAUUAAAUGCGGCGAGUCGAAUCACUCCAGACUCAGGCAUCUUCUGCCAUGGUGUAGGAACAUCGGUGGUAGAGAUUAGCACAGUUUCUAGAGAUGUUUCCAGAACUACAAGGCCUGUGGACUUUACAGACCUAGCAGUGCCCCGCCAUGCCAAAUUGAGACAAAGACACACCACUCACUAG